This is a messenger RNA of Schistocerca cancellata (South American locust), 5047 nucleotides long. It is a transcript of the gene yem, whose product is annotated as ubinuclein-2. Bases 86 to 2998 code for a protein of 970 amino acids. Gene Ontology annotation, cellular component: nucleus. The transcript has 15 exons. NCBI's taxonomy places the organism in Eukaryota, Metazoa, Arthropoda, Insecta, Orthoptera, Acrididae. The record is from RefSeq and is a predicted model, not a curated record.
UGGCGUUGUGCUUGCAUGUUGUUUAAAUAUGUUGGCGUUAAACUGGAGAUACUUCUGUCCGCGAUGCCGCUAUAGCUAGUGUAUAAUGUCAGAACAGAAACAGGGUACUUUGACGUCUAUCGGUACUAAUAAAAAGGAGAAAAAAGUGAAAGAAGUUUCCAAAACAGUACGUUUCACUAUUACACUUGGGGAGUCGACGGAAGAAGCAUGUCCUGAGUUCAACUACAGGGAUUUGCUCCGUUCCGCAGAGAAGAAAAGGAAGACGAAACUUAAAUCUGACUAUCAGGUGAAUGGAACUAGUCCAUUUCCUGAUAAUGACGAUGACGAGGAAGAACUGAAACAGUUGGCAAGAAAGUAUGAAGAAAAAUAUGGAGUUGGCCGUAAGAAACAUGGCAGAUAUGUUGAUUACGUUGAUUUGGGUGCAGGAUAUGAUGAAACAGAUCCAUUCAUUGACAACACAGAUGCAUAUGAUGAAGUUGUUCCCGAGGAGAUGACAACUGCACAUGGUGGCUUCUAUAUUAAUUGUGGUCCUCUAGAAUUUAAAGAAGUAUCUGAUCAGUCUGAUGUUGAAGAGUCAAAAGACAUUAAAAAUAAGAAAAGGGUUAAGAGGGUACUUGCUUUGCCUGAUGAUGUAGGUAGUGAAGAAGAUACUGAAAGUGACGCUGUAAAAGCUCCGAGUCUUGUGUCUCCAUUAAAGAAACCAAAAUUAAUGGUUGGAAAAUCUGAUUUACUGAAGAAACAAAAAUAUGCAUCACAUGAUAGAGAUAUUUUGAAAAAGAAAAGAAAACGAGCUAUUGAUUUAAUAAAGAGGAAGUCACCAACAGUGAAAGAAUUAUUAAAAGAAAAGAGAGAGUAUCUGGAGCCUACAGUUCCUCCAGUUCCAGAACCUGAAACAGAACCCAAACCCACAGUUCCAGAGAUAAAGAAAGCUGAACCAAGAAAUGUCGUUGUCGACUCUAAACAGCUGGUUGUGGAACCAAAGAAGCCCAGUGUAUUGCCAGCUCCUAAGGUGCAGUCCAACACAAUAACUGACGUAAUAGAGUCAGUUGUAAGUGCGGCACGCGGUGACGAUGAAGUAAGUAAAGACAGUGCUAGCUCAGUAUCCAGGUCUGCUUCAGCAUCUGUAAUGUCAAGUGAUUCAGAUGCCAGUCAGGAUGUCGAAGCAGACCUUGCUUGUGCUGAGACAGACAUUAUAGAUAAGGAAAAGGAGGAGCAAAAAGAAAAGACUGAAGAAAAAUUACCAGAGAACUUAUCUGAAGAUAUGAAGGAACUUAUAGGAGAUCUGAAGAUUGCUGCCCUCAGUGCUGAUGGAAAGUGCAAAUUUUUCUCUGCAGAAGUAAAUCAGAUGGUUUUAAGCUUGGAGUACAAAUGCCAGCAGCUUCCUUGCAAUAUUAGACAUCAGGUUUAUAGCCAUUUGGCCACAUCCUUGCCUUGUACCAAAGAGACCCUAAUGAAAAGAGCAAAAAAACUGCGACUGCAAGCCGAAGAGGAUAAAAUGAAGUUGCCUUUGAGAAGGCUUAAGAAUGCAAUAGACAAAAUAAUGCCGAUCGCUCUUGAAGCAUUUACAAAGGAAUGUCAGAAAUUAGGAGCAGAAAGUGGCGUGGAAUCGAUACAAACGAAAAGUAGUGAUAGUGAAGAAGAAGAAACGGACACAAAACUAACAAGAAUUCCAAAGCGAAGAUUUCCGUGGACUGACGAAUUAAGGUUCAAUCUGUGUGAGGUAGUUCGCAUUAAGCUGCAGUGCAUUGAGCUCCAGAAACCACGUAAAGAAAGUGUAGCUGAGAUCAUUCGUAAUUUUUUGGAGGAGAAAGUGAAACCACUUUGGCCUCCUGGGUGGAUGAAAAUAUCUAUUCUCCAGCGAGAAUGCAAGGAAGUGUACAGCAGUCCUCAGCUGAAGAAGAAAAAGGCAGUUGCUCUUCCAAGGAAAAUACCUUAUCCAUCAACUGGUAAUCAGACACAGCCAACACCAUCAUACCACAAUACAAAUGGUGGUUCAGCAAGCGUCAGUACUGGACUUAAAAUAGUGAAGAAUGUUGGGCAGACUUCAGGAAACCCAAAUUCUGGUCCUACUGUAAGGCCUCAGGCUGGAGCUGUGGUCAAAAUGAAAUCUGAACUAAACACAGCAAUGUUUCAUCAUGGUACUGCAGGAAAUGUGGUUCCUAGACCUAAAAAUACCCCAGCGUUACCUAAUCCAGCAGCUAAUCAGACACUUACUAAUCCUACAAGUGUCUUGUCAGUGAAUUCCACCAGUAGUGGUAGCAGUAUUCGUAGUGCUUCCCAGGCAUCUAGUGGUAACAAAGUAGGAGUGCCUCAUUUAUUGUCAAGUAGCCCUGUGAAAGUGAAAAGUGGUAGUGAUGUGUUUAUGAGACAAAAUGUUUCUGGGAAAAAGAGCCCUACAUGUACUCCUGAAAGGCUAUCACCUUCAGUAUCAGUAGCGAGUGUUGUGCAGUGUAAGACUAAAGGUGGUGUAGAUAUAGUUCCUUCCAAAGGUUUGGAUUUGACUAUCAGUGGUGGGGGUAAGCAAUCUCUUCCAUCUGUGAGCAGCAGUACUGGUAAAAUAAACUCUGAAAUUAGUAUUAUACCUGUUACUGUUUCUUCCCAGACUGUUGUCUCUCAGAAGUCUCCUGCACUUUCUCUAGCUAAUUUACCAGACUGCAUUAGUGUAACUCCAGCCAUUUCUUCCUCAGUACAAUCUUCCAACACUAUAGGCAACACGAAAGCUGUUAUAAGCCUGAAGCAAAGAAUUCUGCAAGAUGCCACAAAGGAGAGGACAAGGUCACCUAUCAACGUUGGCAACCUUACUUUACCCGGCAAUCUUGAAGAGGAGGGUAUAGAAGUAAUUGAAAUAAUAAAUGACAAUUCCAUCGCAUAUGAUAAUCAGAAGAGUGAAAAUUUUAGAUCGGACGAUAUGCGUAACAUUACUCAUACCAAAAUGAAGACUGAAAUAAGAAAAAGAAAGAAAGGUAUUCCAAAAGAGCUCCCCAUCUGCAAGUCUUGAACCCAUUCAUUCUGCAGCAGAACUGAAAUCUCAAGCAUCAAAAAUCUUUACAAAGAAUUCAGACAAGCAGUUGUGCGAAGAAACUGCUGCAGCUGCUGACAUUAUAAACCAAAUGAUAAGUGAUUUCUCCAGUAAACACUUCCAAUCAGAGUACAAAAGAGCUACAUACUAGUGAAGGGAAACAUUUGGGGGUCACACCUAGUGCUGAUGGCUUUUACCCUUUCACAAGCAUCUAAAAGGGAACUGGAUACAAAUGUCCAGGAGAAAGAAGAAACAGAUAUGGAAAUUAAGAGAAGCAAUGACGGUGACAAGAAAUUUGAUGAUGCAAUUGUAAAUAGUGAGUCCAAACAGUCUGCUGCUGAUAUAGAAAUAGGCAAAGAAAUUAGUCGUGUCAUGAAAAUCAAUUGUUGAGUUACAGAAUAUGAGUGUGUGAAGAUACCAGUCAGACUGCAGAAAAAUACACUCAACCCAGAAACUCUGCUGUCUCAGUGCAUCCUGUAAGUAAUUCAAAAUCUUCACAUUUAAAAACUGUUGUAGAAUCUGAAGAUGCUAAUAUAGUGAGUGCCCAUUCAUCACCAAAGUCUUCAAGUGAAUUUGGGAAAACAAACAUUUUGUUUAGUGGUUUCCAAGAAGAGUUUCAAAAACAUAUUUUUUCGUGAUAGUACAAUGGCGGAGAUUGAGACUUUGAACUUCAAAACAGGAAAAGGUGCUAUAACAAUUUCGCCAAUCCCACAGCAGGGGUCAAACUGCAAUGAAACACAGUUCUUUAACAGUGGAAGGGUCUCAGAGCCGUCUGUCUUCUGCACCUUCGCGAAAUCGCAGUGCUGUUACUUCUGGCAGCCAUUCUACAAAGCCCAUAAGUAAUAAUCCUGAGACCUAUAGUGAGUCUUCAUUUCCUGGAAGACAAUCGAGUUCAACUGUGUCUGGUUACCAAGAUGUUAAGACAACACUUUCUUCUCAGACAGGAGCAACUCAACAUUCCCCAUCAUAUUUGUAAUUUACACCAUUGUGGAUCAGUUUGUGUGUUUUAUGUGCGCAUUUAUAUUUGAUGCUCAAGUGCCAAGUGACAGUUUGAGUCCUGUUGUAUACAUGGGAACUAAUAAACUUGCAUAUUAUGGCAGCAACCAGUUAUUGAGAGUUGGGGAAAUUUGCAAGAAAGUAAUAGCGAACAGUUGAUAGUAUUUUAGUAGGAGCAAAACAUGUCUUAUUCAUUUGUACUGAAGUAUACAGCCAAAAAAGAACUAUUUGUGCGUCAGAUUUUUUGUAACUUAUGUAUUGUGAAAAUAGGUAAUUUGCUUGCAGUUACUGAAUGAAUGUGUGAAGCAUGUAUAUUUGAAACUGUUGUUUUGUUUGAGAUAUAUUGUAACAGAAAGUAAAGUAAUACUGAACACAUGAGUGCUACAUAAGUGUGCAAUUGUUUUCCUUCGAUUCUUCCAGUUAAAUCGUAUAAUUUAUUUCAAACUUGUCAAUCAGUAUUAAUGUGUAAAUUGACAGCAUUACAGAAACUGAAUCUAUAUCUGCAUGUCUGACUUUGGAUGUUUUUGAAACACAAGUGCACAUAUAUAAUUUUCCUCUUCAUUUUACACAAUAGUUUCAGAGCUGCACACCAUUUUCUAUAACAUGCAAUGAUGUUAAUAAAAUUCAGUAUACUGUCCUUAAAAUUUAUUUUAAAAUGAAACAUGAUUUGAGAUAGAUAUUCGUAUGCAUUUAUGUGUUUACACAACGUAUAUGUAUGUAUAUAUGUAUAUGACUAUAUUUUAUAUGUGUCCUGAAUGUUAUAAUGCAGAAAUAUUGUCAUCAUGAGUGUGAUCAAAACUCUAGCAUUGUAUCUAAAUAUUAAUAUUAUUAUAAAGAUAUAUAUCCUCGGAUAAGAAUUAUAUUUAUAAUUUAACAGUUGUAAAUUUUAGUUUUGUGUAUUUGCAACCUACGCUCUUUUCAUAAGUCUGUGUAAUUGGAAAAAAUCUCAUUUUCUUUGUAAUUAUGUGAAGAUUUAUAUGUUUUUUAUGUAUUCCCUGUUUUCAGGCUUUCCUCACCCAGAACCAAAAUAAA